CCCUGCGCCUCCCCACACAGAGGCAGGAGUCUGGAAAGGCCUGGGCACCGAGCGCAGGAUGGGGGCUCAGUUGUUCGAGGCGCCCAGGAAGCCUGGGUCCAAAAAGUGGAUGGCCGUAGUGACGUCAAGUCCUGCCCGGUGCGGGAUGUCGCACGUUCCUCUGCCAUCAAAGAGAGUGCAGCUUUGACGAGGGAUGUACUUGAGCAGCAUUUUAGUGAUUUAAAAGGGACCCUGAGGAAGCUGUUGGAUGAGCGAUUGAUGGCACUGCUGCAGGAAGUAGAUACCAUAGAACAAGAGAGUAUCAAACCAUUGGAUGAAUGCCAGAAGCUAAUAGAACAUGGAGUCAGUACAGCUGAUGACCUGCUCCAGGAAGGAGAGAGUGCUGUCCAGGGGGGUGUAGGAGACCAGAAUGAGACACUAUGUAGCUUCACAAAAAAGGCCUUGCACAUUCAACUGGAUAGCUUGCCAGAAGUACCUUCAUUGGUUGAUGUGCCUUGUCUAUCUGCCCAGCUGGAUGACUGUCUUCUUACCGUACUGAAAAAUCAAAUAUUCAGUCAUGGGACAGUAGCAUCGCGACCACCUGUCCAAAUUGAGGAACUUAUUGAGAAGCCUGGGGGUAUCUUGGUCCGAUGGUGUAAGGUGGACGAUGACUUCAUACCUCAAGACUACAGGCUUCAGUGUCGCAGGAGUACUGCCAGUCACUUUGAAGAUGUGUAUGUUGGCUCAGAGACAGAGUUCAUAGUGCUCCAGAUUGACCCCAACAUUGAUUACCAGUUCCGAGCGUGCGCUCGAGGUGAUGGGAGGCAGGAAUGGAGUCCAUGGAGCAUCCCUCAGACUGGCCGUACAACGCUAGUUCCUCAUGAAUGGACACCUGGUUUGGAGGGCUACAGCCUCAGCAGUCGAAGGAACAUAGCACUUCGAAAUGAUUCGCAGUCCUCUGGUGUGCUCUACUCCAAAGCUCCAACGUACUUCUGCGGGCAGACUUUAACGUUCAGAAUUGAAACUGUCGGUCAGUCAGACAAGCGAGACAGUCUGGGAGUUUGUGUGGAGCAGCAGAACGGCUACGACUCUUUGCAGCGAGACAAAGCAGUGUGUAUUAGCACCAACGGAGCUGUAUUUGUAAAUGGCAAAGAGAUGACAAACCAACUGCCUGCUGUAACUACUGGAUCAACUGUGACAUUUGACAUGGAAAUUGUGCAGUUAGGUCCUGCCAAGGAUGGAGGAAACUUCAAACUGAGAGUAACCAUUAGUUCUAACAACAGGGAAGUGGUUUUUGAUUGGGUACUUGAUCAGUCAUGUGGUUCUCUGUAUUUUGGCUGUUCAUUCUCCUACCCAGGCUGGAAGGUGCUGGUGUUCUAGCUUCUGAGAAGUACUGAAAUAUUUUCAGCUGUUGGUCUCUCUGUGGUUUAACAAAUCCCACCUUUACAUUACUUGAACUCUCCUAUGCUGUGUCUUUUACUGGAUUUAUUUCAAAAUGAGUGCUGGAAAAAAUGACCCACUUAACCUGGGGUAGAGGAAGGAGGAAGUAAAACGGGCAUUUAUUUCUUCUGCUGAACUAAUUUUGUGAUAAAUCCUUUAAAGGUUUUGUAUUCUUUUUUCUAGACUUCUGUCAGUGUUCCAUUGUACUCCAGCUUAAUUUUACACAGCAAGUGCAUCUCUAACUUGCUUAGUGUGGCUGUUCUGUGAAACAAGCCUGCAAACUCUGGCUUGACAUUAGUGGACCAAAGUCUUAUUUAUACCACUUGCAAUAAGAGCAAAUUAUCUUACAGCAGGGAAAUUCAGCUAGGCUUACUUUCACAAAGUGCUGUAACUUGCACCGUUCAAAAUCUGAACCAGUAGUCUCUCUACUAAUGACAGCACUCUCCUCCAGAUGUGGUACUGACCCUUCUCCAGAUGAAGGGUGUCUGAGCCUAGAUGUCUGUUUCAAGAUGUAGUCAAUGUGUUAAAUGUCUUGGUUCUUUGCAGAUGUGCCUUAGUUUCAGGUAUUUCUUGAACAGCAUCGUGUAUAGCCUUUUUGGAAUAGGUUUUCCAUAAUAAAUAAGGUGGACCAUGCUGACGGCUGCAGUGUAGUACCAGCAGCUCUGCAAAGCUUAAAGCAAAGAUGAGCAAAUGUUGCUAACUUGGUGUUUUAUAGGGAUUUACUAUGAACUUGUACAGCAUUCUUAUAAAAGCCAACUGAAGCUACAGUAUUAAGUAGGAGCUCACAUCUACAAUAAGGACUUUGUCUAAACAAGUUCUAUUCCUAGUCAAGACUUGACUUAAUACAAAGCAUUUACUAAAUGCUUUGGGAGGGCCCCAACAUAAAUGAUACGUAAGAAGCUUUCCUUACCUCAAAAGCAAGCUUUCUAUAAAGUAUUUUUUGGCAUUUAAAAAAAAAAAGUGGCAAUAUUUUGAAAAAAAAGCUUUAUCUCUAGUCACAGACAAUCAUGCCUUGCCUUAUUUCUUCAGUGUUAAUAUCCUCAUGUUAGCUGUAUCUGUCCUGUACAUUCUCAAAGUUAAGUCACUCAGUGUUUGUAUUUUAUAUAUUUUGCCUUUAAAAAGGUGACCAGUGCUGUAGUAGGGGCAAGGAUAAUCAUGGAGAACUGCUCAUCUUGGAACACAGCAGUUUCUACCUUAUCUUCCUAAAGAAAUGCCUCUUCCUCAGUCUCCGUUUGAAUGGAAGAAAAAGGUUCAACAAGCAGUUUUCUUCUGUGUAGAUUUUUACUUGUAGCUAUGAAAGUGCAGUCUGCCAAAGGUGAAGAUAGCACUGAAGCUAAUAGCAGAAUAUAGCUCUGAUUUCACACCCUAGACUUUUUUCCAGGAAGUAGUGCUGAUCCUUUGCUUGUAGGAGUCAAAAUAUUAGCUGUAAAGACUUGCUUCUGACAGACCUCAACCUCUGUUUGCUUUCUCAAAAUUGUGGGUACUCACAGAUUUAAGAGAGGCAAGUAUUUUUUCCUGCAGUUAUGAAAAGGCUUAAAAUAUUAAUGUUACACUCAGGUGAAGCAGAAUAAUUAUAGGGCUAUUGGUAUAAGGUUCACAGUACUUCUGUGCUAGGAAGUGCUGUGUGAACUCUUUCAAAAAUGUAGCUAUGAGAAGAGCCAGCAUGUCAUUGUGUGUCAGUGAGUUUAGUAGUCAUCAGAUCAUCUCUUCAAAUGAAAGGCUUGAGUAGAUCCAUCACUUGCUUGAUUUAGUUUUCUGAAGUGAGGACAGGUAGCCUAGGUUGCAAAAUUAAGUGGGUACUGUUCAACUCCUGUUACAAUCCUCUCCCUUUAGUUGGAGAAUUCUCUCGCUAAAAGGUUCCUAUGACUCCAAUACUGUAAUGUAUGAGGCCUUCAAACACUGUUAAACCUGCCAUGA
Messenger RNA from Alligator sinensis (Chinese alligator), 3336 nucleotides. RefSeq names its product cytokine receptor like factor 3 (gene CRLF3). NCBI's taxonomy places the organism in Eukaryota, Metazoa, Chordata, Crocodylia, Alligatoridae. The annotation marks the transcript as partial. The record is from RefSeq and is a predicted model, not a curated record. The transcript has 8 exons. Gene Ontology annotation, molecular function: protein binding.